CCAAUAAAUUUAGAGGAUCAUUUGAUCUUGGCAAAAACUGAUUCGUUUCCGACCCUGUCAGUCAAACGCAGAUUCCCCAGGUAAGCCUCCUUUUUAAACACUUAGCCAUAGUCACGUGACAUUGGCGUUAUCUCUGUAUGUAACGUUAGUCGUUCUUUUGUCGGUCUUUGAGUUUAUGGGUGUGGCGGCUGGUAGUCAGACAAACGGUCAGAGAUCAAGAAUUAAACUUUUAUAUAACUUUACUGAUCUGAUCUUUAUUAACUCCACACCUAUAGCAACAUGAAGACGAUCUCUUUGCCCUUUUUCAUCUCUAUAUUUAUCAACAGUGUGUUUGGUGAUGAAGUGAAGUCAGUGUCGGUGAUGGAGGGAGAUUCUCUUACUCUACACACUCAUUUUACUGACACAAAGGCAGAUGAUGCGACAGUAGUGUGGACAUUUGGACCUCAAAAAUCUACCAUAGCUAAAAUCAAUAGAGAACCCAAAAGCAAUAAGAUCUCAAUAUAUGAUGAUGUUCUUGAUGGGAGAUUCAGAGACAGACUGCAGGUAAAUGAUCAGUCUGGAGAUCUCACCUUCACAGACAUCAUAACUCAACACACUGGAGUAUAUGAAGUAGAGAUCACUGUCAGAAGUAAGAUUAUACAAAAGAGUUUCAAUGUUAAGGGUGUGAUUAACUCAGAAUCAGAUCAACUACAGUCAGUGUCAGUAAAAUAUGCAGAUUCUGUUACUCUACACACUGAUGUUCCUGAUAUCAAGAAAUAUGAUGUGAUACAGUGGAGAUUUCAAGGGAGUCGUAUAGCUCAUUUCAAUAAAUCAGCCAGUGAAAUAUCAGAAGAUGACGACAUUCAUGAUAAAAGAUUCGGAGACAAACUGCACCUGGAUAUUCAGACCGGAUCUCUUAAAAUCAAAAACAUCAGAACGGAUCUCUCUGGACUUUAUGAAGUAGAUCUCACCAGCAGCAGCGGUUAUACCAUACAUCAGCCAUUCACAGUUACUGUCAGUGGUAAAGUGAAGUCAGUUUCAGUGAUGAAGGGUGAUCCUCUCAUAAUAUACACUGAUGUUCCUGACAUUAAAACAUAUGAUCGAAUACUGUUGAUCUUUGGGAAUGAUAACAAACGGAUUGCUGAUGUAAAUAAACAGAACAAACAAUUCACUCUUUAUGGGAGAUUCAGAGGCAGACUGAAGCUGAAUGAUCAGACCGGAGAUCUCACCAUCACAGACAUCAGAACUGAAGAUGCUGGACUUUAUGAACUGAAGAUGAGCAGCAGAAGACGAUCCAUUCAGAGGAGAUUCAGUGUUACUGUCAGUGAGCAAGGUCUGUCUCCAGCUGCUAUAGCAGGAAUAUCUGUUAUCAUCCUCCUGUUUAUUGCUGCUGGUGGUGCUGCUGCUGGUGUGAUUUACUAUCGCCGUAAGAAAGCUGAACCAAAACAACAACUGGGUAGGAAUCAUCUACAGCGAAAAAAAAGAAUCAUCUACAGCUCUUUUACAAAGAAAAUGGAGAAAGUCUCAGUGAAUGAGGGGAAGUCUUACACACUGAAGAAUACUCUUACUGACAUACAGAGAGGUGAUCUGAUAGAGUGGACAUUUAAAGAAACUCUCAUAGCUGAAAUUAAUCCUGCAAACAAAAGCCCCAGGACAUAUGAUGGUGAUGAUGAUCUAUUCAGAGAUAAACUGAAGCUGAAUCAUCAGACUGGAGAUCUCACCAUCAAUGACAUCAGAAAGAAACAUGAAGGAGUUUAUAAACUGAUCAUCAAAGAUGGAGGAACCUUACACAAGAGAUUCAUUGUGUCUGUCAGAGAAGGAGAAGAUUCAGCGGGAAGAGAGUACAAGGGCCAACGUGGAAAAGAGGAAAAGGGCCAGCGGGCGGGAGAGAAGAAGGGCGUGCGGGCAAGGGAGAAGUAG
Paramisgurnus dabryanus is the source of this 1899-nucleotide messenger RNA. NCBI's taxonomy places the organism in Eukaryota, Metazoa, Chordata, Actinopteri, Cypriniformes, Cobitidae. The record is from RefSeq and is a predicted model, not a curated record.